Molecule: messenger RNA, 1583 nt
Organism: Didymella exigua CBS 183.55
Lineage: Eukaryota; Fungi; Ascomycota; Dothideomycetes; Pleosporales; Didymellaceae
Product: chlorocatechol 1,2-dioxygenase
Exons: 3
Coding region: 413-1420 (335 amino acids)
Biological process (GO): catechol-containing compound metabolic process
Molecular function (GO): ferric iron binding; catechol 1,2-dioxygenase activity
Source: RefSeq, a predicted model, not a curated record
CUCAUCCCCGCAAUAUGCGUCCAUCAGCGGGAUCUCAGACCUUUAAGAAAAGGUGCAGCCUAUGAGGCGUUCAGCAUGGUCAUCAGGCAGCACGCCUGGACUUAAAAGUGCCGCCGCUACAAAUGGCGGGGCAAUCCCGUUCCCUUUGCCGUGGUUCUGCGUCGUCAUUGCUAACUCGCAGUGCCGUGUAAACUAAUAUCCAUAGCUUCAAAUAGGAUGGAGGGCAUCCUGCCACUUCUGCUAGAACUGUUCACCGGCCUCGUUCAGGCUUUCGGGUUCCGCAACUACAACCUCUGGUCCAACGUCCAUUCUGCUUCAUCGAGGCUACUCUGGCCCGAAGAACGCUCUGCAGAACGCCAGCCACUGCGACAGGAGCAGCAUCAAGAGUGAUCACAGGAGCAAGACGUGUAAGAUGUCAUCUCUCGGCCCAGGUAACAAGUCUGUGCCAGUCUUGAAGAAUUUGACUAUCGACAACAUCACCGAGAACGUAGUGCGCAUCAAUUCGCAAUGCGGCGAUCCACGGUUGAAGUAUAUCAUGGAGCGUCUCGUCUCGCACCUGCACGACUUUGCGCGCGAGACACGCCUCAGCUUCGACGAAUGGAUGGCAGGCAUCCAGUUUCUGACCCAAGUCGGCCAGAUAUGUACAGACGUGCGGCAGGAAUUCAUUCUGCUCUCCGACAUAGUCGGCCUCUCGCUCCUCGUCGACUCGAUCGACCACCCCAAGCCCUCCCACAGUACCGAAGGCACCGUCCUCGGGCCCUUCCACACACACGACGCGCCGGCUGAUCAGAACGGAUUCUCCAUCUCCGCCGACCCCAACGGCGAUCCGCUGCUCGUGCUGUGCACUGUCAAGAGCACGUCCGGCGAGCCCGUGGAGGGCGUCAAGGUCGACAUCUGGGAGACGGACAGUCAUGGCAAGUACGAUGUACAGUACGACGACCGCGGGAACAAGGCCGAUGGGCGCGCUGUCAUACAUAGCGAUACGGAGGGCGUGUUUUGGUUCCAUGCGAUUGUGCCGGUGCCAUAUCCAAUUCCGCACGAUGGGCCGGUGGGCAAGUUGUUGGCGAAGCUGGGGAGGCAUUGCUGGCGGCCGAGUCACUUGCAUUUUAUGUUUGAGAAGGAGGGAUUUGACCACCUGGUUACGGCGCUGUACAUCCGCGGCUCCGACUACGAGACCUCCGACGCAGUAUUCGGCGUCAAAGACUCUCUCAUCGUUGCGCUGGACACGGUGACGCCGGAGCAGGAAAAGCAGUACGACGUCAAGGAAGGCACGAAGCUGCUGACCUAUGAUUUUGUGCUUGUCACAGACGAAGAGACGAAGAAGCUGCGCCACGAGGAGGCCGCGAAGGCCAUGAAGUCUCUGGGUCGCGAGGCAGGCAUGACUAUCAUUAACGGCGUACCCGUGCCAGAUGUUGAUUAAGCUCUGUCGGGAAUCUUGUGAACAGGGCGACGGCUAUGUUGACGUAUUUGAUGCCCUCCAACAGAUUGCGGAUAGGUGAAUAGCUUCAUCUAGGUUCCAUAAUAAGUCACCAGCCUUGACAACUCAGCAUCGACUAUGUCGUACGCAGCCUCUAUCCUUAUCG